UAAGGAAGAUCUUUAUAUCACUCGAGCCUCGAACUUACGUGCGAGUCGUUGGGGCCAGUGAGUGGGAGAACUGAGUGCAACGACCUAAUCUUAACGUGGCGUGCGCCUACGCCCCUUUCUGCGGAUACUGGCUUUUCCGCGUUUUCACCUGGCAACUCAUUACAGGUCGAACUCUUGAGCCUAGAACUGCCUCUGAGUUUUUGGGGAUGGAGCGACACCGUAAUAAAUUAAGUACCAAUAUGCUGUCCAUUUGAGGACGUUGAGAGCCACACAACUUCUUAACAAAAUGAUGACUGCCAUGACUAGACUAUCCUACAAGCAAACCUCGCCCUCCCAGCAGUCAAGAUACUCUUCCUCGUCAGGGACCAGCAGUCCGAGCUUCGCCCAAAGUCGGGGUUACUGGGAGAUGCAGCAAUCACUGUCCCAUCCUGCGCCACCUUAUGUGCGCAGUCAUCAUCGACUCCAUGUCGAUCACGGCAGCAAGCGCAAAAGCGCAGUCGAGUUGCUACAGGAGUCAAAGGCAUUUUAUGUAAAAAGUGAGACAGUGCUAGAUCGGAAGCAAGAACUGAAAAACAGCGGGCACCUACAGGUAUCUCAGGUGACGGUACCUGGAGCGCCACCUCGACUUCUGCGAAAAUGCGGAACGUCCCACGGAUGUCCUGUACUACAGCAACAGCAACCUUGUUGCUGGACUGCAGACUGUGACAGGCAGGAGCGAAUUUUGAGUCCCCAACGCACACUGCCACCAGCGCUGCCGCCAAAGAGUCCGCGGCUUGUAUCACUUCCACAGCGGCGUUCGGCAUUGGGAUCCAAUGUCAGUGGUAUAUCAGGCGCUGAGCAACUUCAGGCGAAGUUGCGCAGACUCCUUAACAUUGACAGUAAAGAAAACGUCUUUUUCGCGGAACCAGAAAUGCCCGGAUUGCCGAUACCCUCGGAAUAUACCACACCCCAGAUGACUAAUAACAACGCUAGUCCGAGUCAACCGAUUUGGGAGAAGUUUCGGUACUCGCCUGGAGGCAUCAUAUUACCCGGAUGCAAGGAAGACGAUUUCACGGUGAGAUAUAUUCAUCUUUAUUUGAUUCUUGCCAAUCAUUUUAUAAGCGACUGUCUAUUACGACCACGAUUUAAGUUUGGCCGCAGCAACUCGCACUCACAUGGGGUGAGGUCUAGAUGCUCAGCUAGUGGCCGAUCCUCCUCGGCGAUUGAGACCGCGGUUGCGGUUUCAUGCCACAAGUCCCUCCCGAAUCUCCACACCAGUACACGCAGAUGGGCCUCCUUAUCGCCGCGAACCUCUAGCAAAGCCUCGAGGAAAGUGCAAUUAAAUGCCGGUUGCUUGGAUUGUGAAACUGGCUCCGACUACUCCGACGGUAGCUUUAAUAGGGACUCCGUCUACUACCGCAGUUCGCGACAUAUAAAACCUUCGAUGGGCUCGGUGGGUGGUGAUACGAGUAGCAUCCUGUCAUCGGGUGACAGGACCCACUUGUCCAUGAGCUCGAGCAAACUCAGCCAUGGAGCUACGGCAAGGGAUUCGGGUAGUUCAUCUGGACAUUGUACUCACAAGAGUGAUCCAUCCCCGAAAAUACAGGAUUGCUGGAGUCGUGUUCGACGUGAUAGCGGUGCAUCAGCGCAAUAUUCAACCGAGAAGGACAAAUCGAGAAAAAGGAACAGAUAUAACAAUAGGACUCCAGCCACUGUCGUUAGAAAUUACAGUCCCGAAACUGAUAGCAGCAACAGUCAGACUGAUUACAGUCCUACUUGCAAUUCUAGAUUCUCGGACGGCUGGAAGGAGGGUCGAGGACGUCCCAUCUUACGCUCCAAAUCAGAUAUUAGUGAACGCUAUUGGAGGCAGGAUGGCGGUACUCGUGCUCAAAAGCUCCCGGCCCAACCGCCCCGCUCCAUUACACAACUCGAGUCAUUCUUUGAUCGUUUGGGCCUCGAGCAGGAUAACUACCAACACAUCACCAAGAGCUCCUCCAAGGCGAGUUCGCCCGUCUUCUUUGAUAGCGUGAGCUCCGUGGAAUCAGCACUAGGGCUCUACCUGAGCUGGACACCUAACGGCCAGGGCACUGCGUGGCCUAACUGCAGUGCUGGAAAUACAAACAAUGACGAGUGUCCCGGUGGUAGUCAGAAAAGCAACGAUCAACCGAGCAUUGUUGAAAGGAACGCUCGCAUCAUUAAGUGGCUCUGUCAGUGCAGGAAGGUGCAAUUCGGCUACAGUUGAGCACUUUCAAGCUACUUUGUCUUCAUCGUUCUCUCGUUCCUUCUUUCUUUUCUACGUCAUAUCUAUACGUGUACUUAUAUACGCGCGCUUCAUCUUUAUCUCAUUACACCAUUCUCGUGCGUACUCUC
Messenger RNA from Ceratosolen solmsi marchali, 2349 nucleotides. RefSeq lists its product as uncharacterized. The coding region runs from base 287 to 2221 and encodes 644 amino acids. The record is from RefSeq and is a predicted model, not a curated record. Lineage: Eukaryota; Metazoa; Arthropoda; Insecta; Hymenoptera; Agaonidae. The transcript is spliced from 8 exons.